Molecule: messenger RNA, 10111 nt
Organism: Monodelphis domestica (gray short-tailed opossum)
Lineage: Eukaryota; Metazoa; Chordata; Mammalia; Didelphimorphia; Didelphidae
Gene: TAPBPL
Product: TAP binding protein like
Source: RefSeq, a predicted model, not a curated record
AGGAGGGGGAGCAGGGGCCAAUGGACAAGGCUGUGUCCCCAAGAGGCCCUGAGCAGCAGCAGAGCUUCUGGGCCCUUUGUCAGUGCAGAGCCUGGGGGGCACCCCAGAGGGCUCUGGGCAUGAGAGGGGAGUCGGGGGUGGCCGGCCCUCGUUGCUUUGGGAGCUCUUCGCACAGCUGGCUGGAGCAGCACAAGCCCAGGGAGAAGGACCAAGGUCCAGUUACACCCUUCCCCUCUUCCUUCCCGCCAUGGAUGGUGAUGGGAUCAUCCACGCUGGGAGCAACCUCCAAGCUCAUCUGGGCUGCCACCUUCUUCCCAGGGUGGGGAGACGGGAGACCCCACGGAUUCUCAACACACACCCCUGUCCCAGUCCAUGAAGGAUGGGGAAGGGACUCCACACACCAGAACGCAACUGGAGCUUUUGUGCUGGGUGCUGAUCCAGCACCCCCAUAUUCUGCCCACUGAGGCACAGCGGAGGCCUCCAGCCUCAACAAGGUGGGCCCAGAAUCCCAGCCUCUCUGCUUCCCUGUCGGUGCCCAGGACCACAAUCCCUGCUUGCAGGGACCUCCCAGGGGCAGGAACUCUGCCUUUCCCCACAGCCUCCCUUGGCUUGGCUGGCUUCCCGUGCUGACUGGGGCGGACACGUGAGCCCUGCAUGCUGCUCCCACGGCUUCCUUCCUGGGCCAGGUGCCCGGCACAGCCUCUGCUGUGACCUCGGAACAGGGAUGGAUGUCCACAUUCCUCAGCUCCUGCUCCGGAUGGCUCCAGAGUGCUGAGGGCUCCAGGGAUGUCUGCCUCCGCCUUGGCCACUGAGCCUCCCCAGUGGUUUCUUCCCUUCCCUCUCUGAGUGGUCUGCUGGGCCCUGAUCAUCUCAGCUCUUCAGGGUGUGCCCGAGAGGGAGGCCCCUCCUGUGUCAGGGCCUUCUUUUCUCCAAGUUCUCUGGGACAGCUGCUUUCUCAGCCUCCCUCUCCCGAGCCCCAGGCUCUCCAUGGCUCCAUUUCCCCUCCAUUGUCGAUUUUGGUGGCCGUUCAUGGAGCCAGGGCUGAGGGAGGCCUCAGAGCAGACCCAAUACACGAGCUCCAAACUGUGGCAGAGCCCUGCCUGGCCUGCCUAGCCUUGGGCAGCUUGGCAAAGACUGAAGAGGGCCUGGAGAGAGGCUCGUGGCCGAUGUAAUGAUAAUUUUAGCAUUGUGACUUAAAAUCUAAAUUAAUUGGUCACCAGGGAAAAUCCCAAAUAAUAAAAUACCCAAGUCAGCUGGAAAUUAUGGUGAUUUUAAUUAAUAUAGAGAGAAGGAAUUAAGGAGAAGAGAGAAAGAGAGAGGGAGGGGGGGAGAGAGAGAAAGAGAGACAGAGAGAGAGAGACAGAGACAGAGACAGAGAGACAGAGACAGAGAGAAAAGAAUUAAUUUAAACUGCUCUGGCUCAGGCUGAGCCAGGCAGAAGUUAAAGGCCUUGGCCAAAGGGACCUCCCUGAGCCCAAGGGAAAAGGAAGUCAGUCUUAUUACUCACCAUGAGACCAUCUCAAGGAAUCUGUCUGAGUGAGCUCAUCCAGGCUGAGUUCCAGGAUCGAACUGCCUGUAUCUCCCAAUGUCCGAAUGUGAACUUUUCAUCCUCUUUUAUAGACCUUUCACUCUUGUGUCUCCUCCUCUAAAUUUUCACAUUUACCAAUCACAGCAGACACUUUCUCCAGGACUGCCCAUUCUUUAGUUCUCACCUUCUCUCUUUCUAUUAUACCUUUAGAAAGUUACUUCACACUUCUUUGUUAAGUUCACCUUUUGUGAGUAUUUGACCUUUUUGUGAUUAAUUUACCCUUCAUAGGUACUUAACACCUUUUUGUAUUUGAUCUAAAAAUAGACCUAGCUUAAGUUCUAGCUUCACUAUAAGGUAUGUUAAGUACCUUCAUUGUUCAAUCAGGAGAUUACAACUUUAUCUUCCCCUAAAGUAAUCUAAAUAGGGUGGAGUAAUGUAAGGUACUACAAGAUAUUCCUGAUUCUGUUAAAGAGAGUGUUUUCUUGUUACAAUCAGGAGAUGGCUAAAUCAAAUCUUCUAAAGUACGUCUGAGUAGGGUGGAGUAGUUUUAAAAUUCACACCAAGGAUGGGCCUAUGUGGAGUCAAAAGCAGCUGGGGGCCACUAACUCUUCCUCCUGCUGUGGAAAAAUUAUCAAUAUGUGUGUGCAUGUGCACACUCGUGUGCAUGGAGUACAUGUGUGUGCAUGUGCAAUGUGUGUGUGCGUGCAUGUGUGCACAUCUCUAUGUCUGGCUACAGAGGGACACCUCUCAAAUGUGGGCCCCCAGGCUGGCUAUACUGGGAUCAGGGUGCUUGGUGGGUUCCCGCGUGUGUCAGCCAGAGGGCAUGGUUGGAAGGGAAUAGCCAUGGAGCGCUCCCGUGACUGCUCGCUUUUUCACUUCAUCUCCUGGGAAGGGGCGCGUUACGUGCAGGGAAUGUGCUCAGCAAAGGCACAGGCGAGCGUCUUGCUUGGCUUUCCCCGCUGCUUCCCUGAACCCAGAGGUCCGUGGGGGGACGGUCAGGGGUUGGGACAGCUCUGAAGGUCUCUGGGGAAAUCGGAGCUCACCAGAGGGAUCCCCCUUUUCCCAUCCCAGGGGCCCCCUCAGCCCACAACACCUGCUGCUGCUGCCCUGGGAUGGGCUUUGGGGCACUUCCAAGGAUCAGUGAGGCAGCAGUGGCAGGAGGAAGAGGAGGAAGUGGUUGGCCUUGGCUCUUCCUCCUUCCUCCCUCUCCGCUUCUCUGCAUCCAGAGCUUCUACCCUCCAGCUGUUCUAGUCACGAUACAAGGAUGGCUCCAAGUCUGAAUUCCGACGGGGCUUCUGGAAUCUGUGGAAUCCCACUGGCAGCAAGACCCUGGUCAGGUCCUUUCAUCCUCAGUGGCCUCAGUUUCCUCAUCUACAACCUGGGCAUCAUGGCAGUCCCUUGUCACAGGAUUCUUGGGAGUCUCCAAUGAGAAUCCUUGCAUGAAGCCCUUGGCAGACUCUAGUGUGCCCAAGAGAGGCCAGUGUGGAGGAGCUGUUUGAUGAAGAGAUCUGCAAAGUCCAGGUCACAGGAAGCACAACGGAGAGCUCAUCUCCAGCCCCAUCACCCUCCAUUUCCUCGUCCCUGGCUCCUGGUGCUCCAUGGAUGCCGAGCCUUCCCUGACUCCCGGCUGCCUGGUGAGGUUCACAGCCCAGAAUGCCACGUCCUCUUCUGAGCCCUGGCAGGCAUUGGCCUGGGCACAGCAACACAGAGGUCUUGUGAGUGCUGAGUGGCAGCAUCCUCCCGGGUUCUAGUUCCAUGCAGCGACGGUGGCUGCCAUGGAAAUCGACGGUGGCUGCCAUGGAAAUCGGUGCCUUCCGUUCUUCUGGAAACUCCCUUUCCCUAAAGUGCUUCCCUCCUGGCGGCCGUUCUCUGGGAUGGGAGAAGGCGGCCCGCAGGCGGACUGGCACAACCUCCCCAGGGCAGAAGAGCCCAUCGUUUCCUCAGCGUCCUACAAGCUAGUGAUGGAGAAGCCGCAGGCUGUGAUGACCGUAAGAGGGGCUCGGAGCUCAGGCAGGGCCCAGGGGCCCGGUUUGCUCCCCGUCCUGAGCAGGUGGGCAUGGAGGAAGCGAGAGCCUGCAGACGGGCUCGGACAUUGGGAGGCACUGAUGGGCACUCUGCUCAGGUAGGGGGAGGCUGUGGCAGCGUUAACUGUGGUGUCCUGGGUGGGAGGAGGGGGAAGGGGCAGCUGAGCUUCCUCGGUAACCUCUCUCUGCCUUGGAGGGCGCUCGUUUUCCUCUCUAGAGACGCCGCGUUGCCACACUAAUGACUUCAUCCCGAAUACUUGGCCUCAGAACAGAUGGCACUGCUGGGCACUGCUGCCAGCUGGCUGGUGGACCCCGAAUAAAAGCCUUCACUUCUCCACGCUGGUCCAGCAGACAGUGCCGUGCCGGGGAGAUGGGCUGAGGGGAGAAAUGGGCCAGCCUGUCCACAGAGCCUGACCGGGCUGGGAGAGUGUGGCCCAAGGGUGCUUUUCUGGGCCUGCUUCUGCUCUCUCAGCCAUCCUUCCCUUUCUGGGUAUGCAGGGGCUCUGGCAUCAGGAAGAGGAGGAGGGUGGACUUCCUAGCCUGUGAUGGCUGAGAGGAGCCAGGGAUCCAGGGAGCCCCUUGGAGAUGUGGGACUUCAUCACCGAGCCCAUGGGGGCGACACUGAUGUGGAAGCCCCUGGAGGGAAGGCUGCUGGUUGUCCUUCUGAGCUGACCCUCGCUGAAAGAAUCAGAGUCGAGGUCUCUGGGGGGUGCCCAGGGAGCUCUACACAGACCAGACCAGAUCAGACUGCACAGGACCUGGCACGGGGAGGGGAGGGACGGAGGUCCUGCUGGGGAUCCCACUGGAGGGCCACAAGGACCCUUCUGGCUGGCUCAGGCUGAAGCUGCCAGCAUCUUUCUGUGGGAGAACGGUGCCUGGUGUCCACAAGGCUCAUGGGAAACAAUGCUUGGGAUUUCCCAAGAGGCCAUUCGGAUGACUGCCACGGGGAUCCUUUGGUUUAUGGGAAUGUUUUGUGGCCGCCAAUGUGCCACUGAAUCUGGGGUGGCACCGCCUGUUCCUGGCCUUCUAUCUCCCCUCCCUGGAGGUCUCUGGGUGUCUUUCUGGGUCGGGAGCCGCAUGCAGGUGGCCCACCCACUGGAGGCCCUUGGGGGCUCCAAGAAGCCAUAAGGUGCAGUGACCGCAGCCUGGCACAUCGUCCUGGCAGACGGGCUAGACCAGGGGAGUGUCACCCACGAGCCUCAGAGCCCUCCGUGAGUUGGGGGGUUAUUCCAGGCAGUGAAGGCGCCCCCUGGUGGAAUAGGCGGAUGAGAACAGCUCAGCCCACCAAUGAGACAGACGUGGCUCAAGCCGAAGGGGCAGCUGGGCUCUUCCCAGGCCAGGUCUCCAGUGGCCUUCGAGCUUCCUCAAGUGGCCCGUGAGGGCGAUAUCAGAGAACAACAUGGCGGCCGAGAACACGUGCUAGGGAAAUGCUGAGGGUGCUCCGGAGGAGGCAGAAGAAUGGCGGCGGGGGAAGGUGGGCUCAAACUUUCAACCGAGGCUGCUCAGGAAGAGAGCAGGGUGGGGGCGGGGCAGGGACCCUCGGACCGACACCGUCCCUCGCCCCCAGCCAGCACAGCCCCAGCCGGUCACAAUGCUUGAAGCCGGGGCCGGCGAGGAGCCCUCCUUGGGGACCAGGUUUCUCUCCAGGAGCGAGUCAGUGCAAUGGGCGCCCGACUCAAAACCAAGCCCUCUGCCCAGGGCGGAGGCUUCUCACCUGCAUGGGGGCCCCUGCUGGCCUCCUCCCCUGACUGGAGGCGAGAAUCCCACAGGGAGAGGGAUACCCGCCGGCGGCUGCUGUGGGACCCUGGGCCAGUCACUUCCCUUCUCGGAGGCUCCCGUGGCCGGGUAGGCUCUAGGGAGGAGCCCAGCGCAUGGCUUGGUCCAGCCUGCCCGGAGCGGGUCGGGAGUGCCGGCCCCUGGGAGGGUGUGAUGAUGGUGGCCCCUCAGCUCCCCCUGGCAGAGGGUGAGGGAGACGCCCAGGGCUAGAAAGGGCACCAGGCAGCAGCGGGCAGGAUUCUUGCCAAGGGUGGAGUCUUUGGUCACUCGAAGGCCCUGCCUGGGCCUCCUGGGGCUGUGGCCCGGCAUCCCUGGCGGUUCUCUUGUGGAUGGCCUGGGCUAAAGGCUUGGCGCCUGGCCAGGAGAGGAGGGGUCUGCGUGCCCUGCUGCUGUUGCCUGGGUCUUCCUGGGCAGUGCCCAGGCCCCAGGUGGUGGCCCACUUCAUGCCACUCUGCCAGCUGGAUCCUGGGGGGAGCAGGCUCCUCUGGACAGGCUGGCAGAGGGGCCCCAGGCUUGGAGCCAGGAAGAGGGGGACCCUGGGGAAGCUCCUUCAGGGUUCCCUAUAAAUGUGGCUGAGUGCUCAGGUGCCCCCCCAGGGGAUCUUUGGUGUCUGGGCCCCUUCUGGCCUGGCAUGGGCAGAGCCUUGGUGUGGGCAUGGAUGGGGGGGGCAGAGGGGCAUCCCCCCCUUCCUCCUGGCGUGAGGGGGAGGGGCCCGCCGCGGGGCCGAGAAGGGGCCCCUCCCUGCCCCUCCCCCUAGGUAGGACUGGAGGGGAACUUGAGAGUGAAAGUGAAAGAGAAGGUGCAUCUGUCGAGCAGUGACGGGCCUCCUCCCUCCCGGAGCCCAUGGGCGCUCCAGGUCUGCUCUCCCUGCUCCUCCUCUGCGGGCUGGGGGCUCCCUGCGCAGAAGCUGAGGAGCCCGAGGGGCCCCGCAGGGAGGUCGAUCUCAUCCUGGACUGCUCCCUGGCUGCGGAGGAGGCAGGCCGGCCCUGGGGCGCAGCCUCCAGCGAGUCCACCCUGGUGCUGAAGCGCGUGCCCGUGCCCGAUGACGGCACCCUGGAUGGCUUCACCGACUUCCCGGGGGUCUCGGCGGCCGCGGAGGAGCCGCCCGUCGCGCUGGAGGCCUCCGUGGACCAGGUGCACCUUCCCCGGGCCGAGGUCCUGCUGCACGCGGCCUGCCAGGGCCUGGCGGUGACCUGCGAGCUCUCGCGCCUCCUCCACCAGGCCGCCCCGGACUCGGACUCGGCCUAUUUCAUCGGCAGCAUCCGGGUGGCCGAGGCCCAAUUCGGCGCCUCCCUGGUGAUGAGGGCGCCCCGGGGCGCCGCCGAGGGGGCCCCCCUGCACCCCAGGCUGAAGCUGCCCCUGAGCCCCCGCGGGACCGUCCUGGCCUCCGUGGAGUUCCUGGUGAUGACUCCGGCGCCCUCCGUGCAGGCCUCCCUGAGGUCCUCCGUGGCGCUGCCCUGCCUCUUCUCGCUGGCCCCCGGCUCGGGCCCGGCCCUCGUGGAAUGGAGGCGGCAGCACCGCGGCCAGGGCCAGAGAGUGCUCGAGUGGGCCCCGGGGCAGGGCCAGGGCCGGGCUGUGCGGGAGGGGGCGCGCCUGGAGGCCGGGGACGCAGCCGAGGCCGGCGACGCCUCGCUGACGCUGCCGGGCCUCACGGUGGGGGACGAGGGCGCCUACAUCUGCCAGAUCUCCAGCCCGACGCACCAGGCGCAGCAGAUCCUCCUCCUCAGCGUCCUGGAGCCCCCCAGAGUGCGGCUGAGCCUGGCCAGGGAGGCCGGGGCCCCCGGCCUGCUGUGCAGCAUCUCCGGCUACUACCCGCUCGACGUGGCGGUGAGCUGGAGCCGCCAGGAGCCGGGGGAGCCCGCGAGCCCGGCCUCCGGGGCCUCCUUCUCCAGCCACCGGCAGAGCAGCGCCGGCACCUACAGCCUGUCCUCGGCGAUCCCAGCGGAGCCUGGGCCCCGGGGGGCCACCUACAGGUGCCACGUGACCCACGUCUCCCUGCCUGAGCCUGUCACCCUGGACAUCUGGGUGGCCCCCGCAGGGGCUUGGAAUCUACAACUUUUCGGGUCCUGCCGCCAAGGCCGAUCCACUCAUCCCAUCUUGGCCAGCUCUCUGGAUGUUGUCGUCUACGUUUCUGGAGAGCAGAGGAGGAGCCACCUCACGGUCCUCUAACCAGCUUGGCAAGCCACUGUCUGGUUCCCUUGGCUGCUUUAGGCCAGUGGGCACCUCGUCUUGUUCAGACUCCUUAAAGGCGGACAGGGAUCUCUCUGAUGGCUUAGAACAGGAACCGACACUAAUGGGGGCUCCGAGUCGGUGCAGCGGUCCUGCAUAGCUGCUUCUCCCACUGUGUGCUGACUUGGAACCUUUGAUCUUGACCAGAUGAAACACAAUUGACUCAAUUUCCCCUUUCUUUUCUGCACCUCUGUGCCAUCGGGGCACCAGAUUUUAUGCCACAGACUUUCUAGUGUGCCUGUAAUACUGUGGUUCUGAAUUCAGUUCCUUUAGGGCUGUGAUGGCAAACCUAUGGCACACAUAUCAAAGAUGGCAUAUAGAGACUUCUCUGUGGGCACUUGCUGGACCCUGAACACAGAAGGUGGGGGGGCAUUCUAGCCUCCCCCCACCCUCUCAGGGGCUGCGUGCCAGCUACACUGCCCUGCCCUUCCUGCCCCAAGAAGUGGCAAGCCCAGUGUCACCCUGCCCCUCUGACCCUGAGCAUAGAGCCCCUCAGCCCUGAGUAGCGAGGCUGGCCCUGAGGGCACAGCAGCUCUGCCCAGGGUUGGUAGCCUGGUCCCACUCCCCCAAACGUGAAGGGAGGGUAUGGGGCAGUGGAGCUUGUCCCCAUUCCCCAACAUGGGUGGGUGGGGUAGGGCACAGCACUCCAUCUCUAAAAGGUUUACCAUCACUGCUUUAGGGCAAUGGCCCAAUACUAGAGCUCUUUUAAAGAAAAGUGAGUCUUGGCUGAGGUGGGAGGUCAAGCAUCUCAUAGAUCAUUAAAGUCCAUAAUUAGAUAGGGUGGGCCACGGCAGAGCACCAAGGAACAUGUGGUUGAACCAUGAUUACAGGCAGAGGAUUGCUUCAAAACAGCAUACUUAACUUUAAUGUGCUAUGGGGUGGUCCAGUGUUCCACAGGGGUGGGGUCUUGGAGGUGGGAUGGUGUCAUUGGAAUGAUGGAUGGGACACAGCUUUCUGUUCAACCCGCAGCACAGGUUUCACAGGAUAAACUGCUCCACCUUGGCUGAGGCUUGGCUUUAUUUUAUACCCUCAUGAUCACACAUCUACUGGGCACACAAUUUCAUUCUCAAAAUAAAUGUUUCCAUAGAACCCAACAACCGAUGCGAAGCCUAAGGAGAUAGUCAACAAAACAUUGUUGCUAAGUGUAGGGUCAGAGGGUAGAAUCAACACAACCCAGAUAUAGGUUGGGGAAUUCAGAGCACAGAUUUGCCACAAGUUUUUAUGCCUAGAAAAGAGGGUCCUCUCUACGUGGGUAUAUAAAAAUCCUUAGUUUUAAUUUUGUAAGUGGGCUCUCCUGGUAAUAUUCUGGGGGGGGACAGAGUGGGACAGGGUAUUAACCCUGCAAGCAUGUUGCUCUCAUCUAUUUUUCCUGGGGCUAAAUAAGAAUAAUAAUCAUCGCAGUUCCAAUAAUAAGGGGAUGGUAAUAAGGAAAGUCACUUAGGGGGGUUUAAGUGGGUGUUUCCAUCCUUCCUGGGGGCUGCUUUGCAGUCCUCAAUUUCCAUGUGUGACCAUGUCAAACUGUGGUCUUUGAUGGCUCCCAACAUGAAGGCUGGCAAAAGAGAUGUUGUUGAUGAAACGUGCGCCCAGAUGGUUGUCUGAGCCCAUAACCUGGAGGCUGAUGCAUCAAAAACGUCCCUCUCCUUUGCAUUUUAGGCGGCAAGGUGGCACAGUGGAUGGAGUGCACAAAGCAGUCAGGAAAAGCUGAGUUUCUACCAUCUCAAACACUUACUGGUGGUGUGGACAAACUUCAGCUCCAUGCAAAAGGGCAGAAGAAUAGCAACUGCUUGAGAAAGUUGUUGUGAGAGUUCACAGCAAAUUGACCUGUAAAAUGGGUUUCUUUGCGACCUUAAAGUGUAUGUGAGUUGUCUGUUGUCAUUAUUUCCAGCAAAAGUCCCAGCGAGCCUGGAAGAUCUUGGCUUUCCCCAAAGAUAGUAAAGUCCUGAUUUCCAACCAUAUCCAGGGGAUGGUUUACUCUCGCAGUGGACCUGGAAGUCUUGUCCCUUUGAGAAAAUGGGGACUCCCAGCAGAUGUGUGGAUGUUCAUGCGGAGGAGCUGACUCACUCCAGAAUUGCGGGAGUUCUUGAAUGGAGAUGGAAUCCUGUAACUGGUCUUGCACCGUGAUGCCUCAUGUCAAGGCAGGGUAAGCCAUUUGUUCAAGAGACAGAGGAAGACGUGGCUCCAGUGGCCUGAGAACUUGCCUGAUCUAAAUCCCACUGAAAACCUGGGGGCUCCACAAUGGAGGGAGACCUGGAAAAUGGACUAACUGCCCAUCAAAGAUGGAGAAAAAAGUGUUCUUGAUGAAGAAUGAAAGACAUGGGUAGCCCUGGGGGCCCUUCGUGCCACAUCUAUAAAACGGGACCAUGGCAAGAGGCCAGUACAGUUGAAACCGUGGCUAUGUCUUGUCCUUCGCUUUCUUCCCCAGCCUCAAUUUAUUUAGAACUUUAGUACUCCUGAUACACCUUUAAGUGUCUUACUUACUUACUACACACUGCCCUGUGCCAGGGCCUCUGCUGUCAGCAUGGUGCCACUUUGUGAGAGUAAAUAUGUGUGCGUG